Molecule: messenger RNA, 913 nt
Organism: Hemicordylus capensis (graceful crag lizard)
Lineage: Eukaryota; Metazoa; Chordata; Lepidosauria; Squamata; Cordylidae
Gene: ELOC
Product: elongin C
Exons: 4
Coding region: 330-668 (112 amino acids)
Biological process (GO): ubiquitin-dependent protein catabolic process
Cellular component (GO): elongin complex
Molecular function (GO): protein-macromolecule adaptor activity
Source: RefSeq, a predicted model, not a curated record
UUCGGAGGGUGAGGCCGGCCCGCCCCCAGAGAGCCUUCGGUAGUCGCCACUGCCCGGGGGGGCCGCCCCGAUGCUCUGCUUUUUAUGCCUCAGCGCGCCGUUCAGAGUCGAGGGUUUGUUGGGCUCCUUUGGCUUUUGUGUGACUGGACGAAGGGCCGGUGUGUGGGCAUUACUUGCCCGGCAUCCUUCUCCUGAGCAGUCGCGUGUCUUUCCUCUUGCGACGUUGACUGAAGACCUAAGCGGGGGACAGUGGAUCCUUUUCACGGGAGUUUAGUCUGGUCUUAUUCAAAAACUGCAGAGACAAAGAAUAAACUAUUUGAAAAGGAAAUAUGGAUGGAGAAGAGAAAACAUAUGGUGGGUGUGAAGGCCCUGAUGCUAUGUAUGUGAAGUUGAUAUCCUCUGAUGGUCAUGAGUUCAUUGUCAAACGAGAGCAUGCACUCACAUCAGGAACAAUAAAAGCAAUGUUGAGUGGCCCAGGGCAGUUUGCUGAAAAUGAAACAAAUGAAGUGAAUUUCAGAGAGAUACCCUCCCACGUCCUAUCCAAAGUAUGCAUGUAUUUCACCUACAAGGUUCGCUACACUAACAGCUCUACAGAGAUUCCUGAAUUUCCAAUUGCACCUGAAAUUGCACUGGAAUUGCUGAUGGCCGCAAAUUUCUUAGAUUGUUAAAUAAAAUAAAUUAUAAUAAAAAUGUAAAGCUUUUUUUUUUCAGUAUUUAAUACAUGUAGGUCAGUAAUUUCCUCUCCCAUAUAGCAUGUUGUGUAUGUUUGGUUUAAAAACUGUAAUGUCACUGCAGAGACUGCUGCCUUCAGUGGUUUUGCAUAGCAGCAGUCCUUCAUGCUCAGAUUUUGCUUUGCUGCCUACACAAAUAACGGACUUCUUACCAACUGACAAAUAAACAAACAUACCAAUUA